UCCAAAACCGAAUCCAAUUUGGAUCGAAAUGUCGAAAUCAAACUCGUAAGUGAAAGAAAUAAAAAUCGAGUCUUUUUAUUCCCUCCGCCCUGAGCACUCGAAGAAGAUAGAUGGCGGAGCGCGACGGAGGAGCUCUGCCGCCGCGGCCGGCCAUAGCCGUCCCUCCCCGGUACUCCAUGGAGGGCGAAGGUGGAGAUGGAGGCGCCGGGGUGGCGGACGUAAGCCCUGGCACGAUGACCCUGGUGUCGAGCUUCUUCGCGGACGAUCCGGACUCGGAGAACCGGUCCUUCUCCCAGCUCCUCGCUGGUGCUAUUGACUCUCCCGUGGUGGCGCCGCCCAGCACGCCGGCGGAGAGGGGUUCAGGUGGAGGAGGAGAAGGGAGGGGUUCGAGACAGAGACAGAGACAGAAUUGGCCCAUGUUCCGUUCGCCAUUGGUCGCGGUGCCACCCAGGCUCUGCCAGUCCAGCUUUGAAUCCCCUGCUGGCCUCUUCUUAUCUAAAACGGGAUACUUCGGGAUACGUCAUCAACAGGCCCUGGCACAGGUCACAGGUCAGGCUGCAGACUCUCAUUCUUACAUGCAUGAUCAAGCAGAAUAUCCAUCUGUCUCAGCUGCGAUGUCAACCUCCUUGACACAGCCAGCUGGUUCUUUGAUUCAUACAUUAUCACUCCAACAGAUGCCACCUUUAUCAUUAGCUACAAAUAAUACUACUGUCAAAUCUGCAGAUGGUUCCCAUUCUGAUCAUAAACCUCAACAUACAUCUCUCAACGUUGACAAACCUGCCGAUGAUGGCUAUAACUGGCGGAAAUACGGGCAGAAGCAGGUGAAAGGUGGUGAAUAUCCUAGAAGCUACUACAAAUGUACAUAUCCAAACUGCCCAGUCAAGAAAAGGGUUGAACAAUCUCUUGAUGGCCAAGUAACACACAUAAUUUAUAAGGGCCAGCAUAAUCAUCCACUGCCUCCACAAGAUAGGCAUGGCAAGGAAUGUGUAAGUGGAUGCGAUGAAUUCCCCGGGAGCUUCCAUUUUCCCGCUAAUUCUCGAACUGGUACUGCAAAUUUCAGCAGAGGUCGAGAUUGCAGCCAUGGGACAUCUGAGCGAUUGUCAGAUGCCAGUGAGGGUGAAGUUGGUGAUGGUGAACCAGGGACAGAUGAAGGGGGUGACAGCACACAAGAUCUGAAAAGAAGGAUGAUGGAAUCAACUUCACACAGGAUGGUAACAGAACCUAGGAUUAUUGUGCAAACAACAAGUGAAGUUGAUCUUUUGGAUGAUGGUUAUAGGUGGCGCAAAUAUGGACAGAAAGUGGUCAAAGGAAAUCCACACCCAAGGAGCUAUUACAGGUGCACCAAUGUGGGAUGCAUCGUGCGGAAGCACAUUGAAAGGUCUUCAACAGAUCCUAAAGCUGUUAUAACAACGUAUGAGGGGAAACAUAACCAUGAUGUGCCAGCAGCUAGAAACAGCAGCCAUGCCACAACAAAUGCUGGCGCUUCUACCAGCAGUAUGCACCCAAAAGCACACAAUACCACUUCUAACAGCCAACGUUUCCUUCGGAGAAUAGAAUUUAGAAAUAAUGUCCAACGGCCAAUUGCACUUCAUCCACUCAGAAAGGAGCAUAAUAUUGCUUAGACUUUUGGUGCCUGGAUGAUCGUUAUUGGUGAUCUAUGGGCUGAAUUUCAUACCAAGUUCUCCUGCACAACUGUUGGUGGAUUCCAGAGUGAAUGUUGUGCAGACACUUUCUGCAAUCAUAACAGACUACAGGAGGCCUUAUAUUCAACAUCAAAAUAACGUCAGAGUGAGAAAACUGAUAAAAUUUUAGCAGGUGUGAUUGCAUCUUGUAAUUAAAUGAUUGUCAUGUAUUUCUGUGUUCAGUAAGUCUAUUAUUUGCUACUGUCCUGACUUGGUGACUCCUGAUGCAUUUGUAGUUCUUUUUCUUUUGUUCAUUCUUUUUUGCAUCCUCUUCUCAGAAUGCUGAAGAUCAAAGUGAUACAGCUCGUGGGUUCUGCAUCUAAUGAUAAAUGACAUGUGGAUGAAGAUUUUGUAUACAUUUUUUUUCUUUUUCCUGCUUAUGAAUGUGCAAGUGAGCAUGGAAUCUAUAGAAUUUUCCUCCAUAGCUGCUAACUGAACUGAAUAU
Molecule: messenger RNA, 2127 nt
Organism: Elaeis guineensis (African oil palm)
Lineage: Eukaryota; Viridiplantae; Streptophyta; Magnoliopsida; Arecales; Arecaceae
Product: probable WRKY transcription factor 4
Biological process (GO): regulation of DNA-templated transcription
Molecular function (GO): DNA-binding transcription factor activity; sequence-specific DNA binding
Source: RefSeq, a predicted model, not a curated record